AAAUGCGAGCAAUUUCUUGGCAAUUAAAAAAUACAUCAAUGGAUAUUAAGGGAGUGUCAGGUGAUAUAACAGAUUUAUCAAAUCAGCAGGAAGCAGCACAAAGUAAAAUACAAGAUCUUGAGGAAACAAUGUCUCAACACACUACUUCAACUAAAAAAUCUGUUCGAAACCUUCAAGAAACAUUAUCUCAACAUACUGCUUCAACCAAAAAAUCUGUUCGAGAUCUUGAGGAGACAAUGUCUCAACAUACUGCUUUGUCUAGUAAAUCAAGUAUUCAUAGUAUUCCACUUUCAACUGCUAGUUCUAAAACUUCACAAUUUACAUAUGAUCCUACAAUAGCAGAUUUAGAACAGACUGAAGAGGAUAAAGAAAUGGCUAGAUUAUAUAUAAAUCAACUUUUAUUACUAUUGAGAUCAUGUCCACUUGAUAUUGAGGAAUUUAAAGAAGGAAAUAAUAUGUUACAAUGGCUUUUUGCUAAUAAUAUAAUAAGAGAUGAUAAAUCAUUUUGCUGGCUUUCUGCAUUAUUACAUAGUCCAAAGCCAACAAGAAUUUCUUUAGGGAAACCUGGUGGAGAGGAUUAA
This is a messenger RNA of Rhizophagus irregularis DAOM 181602=DAOM 197198, 581 nucleotides long. RefSeq lists its product as uncharacterized. Lineage: Eukaryota; Fungi; Glomeromycota; Glomeromycetes; Glomerales; Glomeraceae. The record is from RefSeq and is a predicted model, not a curated record.